Molecule: messenger RNA, 369 nt
Organism: Caenorhabditis angaria
Lineage: Eukaryota; Metazoa; Nematoda; Chromadorea; Rhabditida; Rhabditidae
Source: the annotation of a GenBank genome assembly
AUGUCGUCAGUUCAAACAAUUCUUCUUUCUUUAAUCUUCGCUAUUUUGGUUAUUUUUGCAAGUGCACAACAACAACAACAACAAGCUCAACAACAAAAUAAUUUGGUUGCAGAUGAUGAUAUUCUUACUGUGAGAUUUCAAAGAUUCCAGUCAAAAAUUAAAUAAAAAUUUUCAGCAAGAAGCAAGUAUCGAUGGUGAAUAUACUUUCCCAUUAGUUCAUCUUCGCGGUUUACGGUAUGGUCAAGAUUACUGUAUCUUUUGAAAUCCAAUUUUUUUCUAAAUUCUAGCUCAUCAUCAAAUGGCAAGCCAACAUUCAUCCGAUUCGGAAAACGUGCAUCUCCAUCAUUCAUCAGAUUCGGCAGAAAAUAA